Drosophila elegans is the source of this 1567-nucleotide messenger RNA. Its product is annotated as phospholipid phosphatase 5. The coding region runs from base 77 to 1393 and encodes 438 amino acids. The record is from RefSeq and is a predicted model, not a curated record. NCBI's taxonomy places the organism in Eukaryota, Metazoa, Arthropoda, Insecta, Diptera, Drosophilidae. The transcript has 4 exons. Gene Ontology annotation, biological process: phospholipid metabolic process. Gene Ontology annotation, molecular function: phosphatidate phosphatase activity.
UAAAGAGCCCUGCAAUUAGCAUUAAGCAGCAGUCGAAAAGCAGUCAAGUCGAAAACACGUCGAGAGCAAAAAGUUGAUGCCACCAGUCAGUGCGCCAAGUGCAAACAGUUCCAAAGUCAACACAAAUAUCCCAGGGGAUCAUCGGGUGAUAAUGCCCGAUAGCUAUAGUAAUACAGCGGACUUACGUAGCCGCCGCCGCGAAAAUCCAAUAGACCGCAACGGCAAUACCGGAAGUAUUGACAAGGAGCAGGCGACAAGCACCAUACAUAAGCUGACAACCGAAUAUUCCCAGCGGGCUAACGAAAUGACGUCGGGCAAGGAAGGUCAAGAAUCCACGUCCAGCAGACGAACCCUUAGCGAGAGUUCCGCGGAGGACGUUGGGCGUACAGGAUCGAAGACCAACGGCGAAGGAAUGUGGCGCAACGAGCUUUCCCUGAAUCCGAACAGCAGCUCUGCUCAGCCCGGAAAGCAGGAGGAUCACAGUCCUGGCUCCGGACACUCCAACAGGAGGUUAAGCGAUGCAGUUGAUGUGGUACUUCGCGUUCUCCUCGUCAUGGUCUUCUUCAAGCUGGAGACGAUGACAGCUUUUAAGAGGGAAAUCCACGAGGAGGAGCUUUGGCUGUACAAAAAUCCCAGGAGACCGGACAUCAUCAAGGGCGGAGAGCUGCUCUUUUGGGUGAUAGUAGCCCCCUUCCUAGUCACAGUCGCCUUCUACUGGUUUACCAAGGACAGGCGGGACUUCAGAGCAGCCAGCUGGGCCUGGACACUUGCUCUGUGCAUGAACGGCAUACCGACGAGCGUGCUGAAGAUAACAGUGGGGCGUCCCAGGCCAGACUACUUCUACCGUUGCUUUCCCGACGGCGUGAUGGUCCUCAAUUCGACUUCGAACAGUCUGGGCACCUCCAUCUUGGACUUCAACUGCACUGGGCUUCCGGGGGUUAUAAAUGAGGGCCGCAAGAGCUUCCCCAGCGGGCACUCAUCGUUUGCCUUUGCUAGUUUCGGUUUCAUCGCCUACUAUGUGGGCGCCAAGCUGCACGCCUUCGACAUCCGGGGACGUGGCCAUACCUGGCGGCUCUGCAUCGCUGUGAUUCCCUUGGUGAUCGCUCUGCUGGUGGCAGUCAGUCGCACCUGCGACUACCACCACCACUGGCAGGAUGUGACGAUCGGCGGCCUGAUUGGCCUGUUUGCGGGCUACAUAAGCUACAGGCAAUAUUAUCCCUCCAUCUUUGGCCCGGAUGCCGGCAAACCGCUAGUCCGGUGGCCCAGGAGUGGGGUAAGCCAAUACCAGCGGCUAAGAGGCAACGAGGACAGUGAGAGCCGUGAUGAAGGGGCCGAGGGCGAUCCAGUGCGGAGGCCACUGAUCGCUGGCAAGGAACAAUCCAAAUGGUACUAAAAGCUUUAAGUAAUUUAUAGUCAAUUAUUGCUUUCCCGUGUAAACUCCUCUUAAAUUAUCAAGCCGUCGCCGUAUUUCAAAUUUACAAGUGUGCUGGUGGGUUACCUCGUAAUGGGUAGGGUUAGUUGGUAGUUAAUCCAAUAAAAACAAAACGCGUCAAUUGCUAAACGUAAA